AUGGCACGAGCUAAACGUUCGACCACAACAAAAAAUAAUCAGAAAGACAACCCUUCCGCUUCUACUACUACUACUGCUGCUUCGGGUUCGGAACAAAACAACUCUCCAACUUCGAAACCUUCCUCCGGGACCCCUUCCAACCAACUUCCACCUUCCAGCCUUCCCUUUUCCAGUUCUCCUUUCACCAACAAUUCAAAGUCCGUACCUCCUUCCUCCUUGGACUUUUCUCCCUGCUCCAACAAAUCUCCUGCAUCUCCCACUGCCAACAACCCAGCUGCAACCGAUAGUGGUGCCCCCCUCCCUAUUAGCACUCCAAAAGUGCAUUCAGAACAAUCUCAUUCCCAGCCUCACGAUUUUGUUUCUGAACAAGAUUCUUCCCUUCAUUCAUGUAAAACAGCUUCCAAUUCGUCCUCCUCAGAAAAUGUGUCUACUUCCGCUUCUUCUUCUAAGACACCUUCGGCUACCAACACUUCCUUCCCAGCACUUAAUGAAAAGGCCCCAGUAGCUUGCUCUAACAACCAUUUACCUCUGGGCUCUACUGUUGGGGCAAACCAGUCCAGUCUUACAACUAACUCGUAUGAUUUCCAGAACUCUGUUGGUCAAGGCAAUCCCAUGUCCUACCGGAUUCCCAAAAAAAACCAAAACAGCAACAACACGCAACCCGAGCCGGUCAAACACAAUUUAGUAUCUGGCCCUGAGACUGUGACUGAAGUUCCAGAUGCUCGUAAGCGGGUUCUUCCGGAUGACUGUUUUCAAAUUGAUUCCACCACCGUGACUCAUGAAGGCAUUUCCCGUACCACAGUGAAUACUCAGAAGUCUGAAAUAGUUACACCGAUCCCACAUCCACUGCCUAAAAAGGUCAAACCAACGGUCAAUGCUUAUGAUCCUUACAACAAAAGGUUUCAACAACUUGCUAGUGCUCCUGGUCAAAAUUGUCUUGUCACAACAGCUCCCAGCAAGCCAACAUCAGUUGUCCUCCAGAACAGAGGACUGUUUCGACUUCCUCCAAACGACACGACAAUUCAGGUGUAUGGCAACUUUGAAUUGCAGGGUGGAGAUAUCGAAUACAUCACCCUCCGUCAUUUCGAUAGUGCCCCGUCUUCCAUUACUGUGGGAACUAAGUCCUUCGAGUUGCUCCCUGGACCACCAUCAUUCUACCUCUGCCUGAAGGAUGUUCUCAAUUGGAUUGAUGGCUAUACGCAUCGCUACAAAAUGGAAUCCAGCUACAAGAACGAUUUGUGCCGACUUGUCCUUGCAUCAUUCCAGAAAGACUGCAAUACCUUUGACUCUAAUAACCUGGAGAAAUAUCUUGCAAGUGAAAUGGAUAGAAAUAUGACAAACGUAUCCGACAAUGUCCCUGAAUUGGAGUCAGGCCACCGUAUGCAUCACAACACCAAAAAUACCCCAACAACACCUCACAAACACAACAACAAAAACCUACUGGAUAAUACAUUUGACACCCAGCCACCAAGUGAUAUGUACUACAAACAAGUUUACUCGCCACAAGAAGUUGAGCAGAUGUUAUUAGCUCGUCAUCCAAAUAGUACCUCCCAACAAGUGCAGUUGCGAAUGCCUCCUCUACCAGAUUGGAACAUUGGCAUAGGACCAAUGCAAAACACUGAUGCAUGCGGACCAAAGUUGCAGCAGCGCUGCCUUGACUCUAAUGGGCAUUCAAGUGUCGAGAUGAACGGUGCACAUCUGGUUGCCGGCGACUCUUCCGAACCCAAUCUUAAUCUACUCAGCACCAGCAGUCCCAGAAAGCUUCCAUUCCUUCCUGAGGACAUGCUGAAACAAGGUACUUCAAACAACCCCUUCCUUGUCGAAGGUGAUUCUGUGCUUCAACCAAUGCUUCAUGCCGAACAUUCAAAUCACAAUAUUUUCCACAAGUUAGAUGACAAUCAAAAAUAUGAUCCGUUCUUCAGGCACUUUCGACAGUGCUUCUAUCCUCCGGCCAACAGUCCUACAGAGAUCGAUCUCUACGAAACCACACGUUUGGCAGUUAUCAAUCGGUUCCGACCACACUACCGGACUUUUAUCGAUAUGCUGAUUCAGAACUUCAAUGGGACAAGGAAUAUCAAUGACCUUAGGGACCAGUUCAAUGCUCAUCUUCGACUUCAUCAACAAUCUGCAAAAGAUCAGCCUCCUCAAAAUGGUCUUAAUCCCGCCAGUGCUUCUGCUAACCAGCGUCCCAAUUCGUCUGAGCAUCGAUCCUUUCAAGUGUCUACAAAUGUGGCUCAUGAAGACAACAGCUUUCUGUUCAACAAGACGGUGGCUAAGACAACAUCGAUUACUCACACGGGAGGAAAAGGCUUACAGGUUUCCAGUGCCAAAGCACGGAAUCAUGACAUGAUCAUGCAGCUGGACAAAAAUGGAAAAGCGCCGUUCUUUACACCUGCAGAGCAGUACCUCAAGCAACACGGUGAGUAUUGUCAACGGGUACUUAAAAUUGAUAGCAUCUACAGUCUUCGUGAUCCCGACAAUCCAUUCGAACACUACGGAGAAGUGAGUCAAACUGGUUAUACUCGUCGGAUUCCUGUCUUUGUACACGCCAUCCCCGGUAAGGAUGCUUUCCGUUUGAACAACCACGACAAUAGGCAAAAAUGGUGCAACAACUUUUGCAAGUUUUGGAACGCCCAUGAAACUCAAGGUCUUUUCAAGUACGCGGAGACAUGCCGUUAUUCCGGUGAUCUUACCCCACAAGAUGAGACUCAAGCAGCUCCACUGUCCAAUUGGCUUACAGUGCGCGAUACAAUGGAUUACAUUUUGUCUGUGCAUUCAAACCAGUUCAAAACUAUCUCGGAUGUCCUUCGCAGUCCUGCCUGCCUCCGGGUUUAUUUCUCGGACGAUCUACUUCCUAGGAUUCGCGAGCACUUUGCCUCUUAUGUGGGAAACCAACAACAGAGAAAUGGUGUAUCCACUGCCAGUGCUGCCGGUCCUAGCUUGGAUCAGCUCAACUUUUAG
Molecule: messenger RNA, 2961 nt
Organism: Seminavis robusta
Lineage: Eukaryota; Bacillariophyta; Bacillariophyceae; Naviculales; Naviculaceae
Source: the annotation of a GenBank genome assembly